GUUGUCAUAAAUGCUUAAGCAAUUCAAAGGAUUUAAACAAAGCUAUAAAUUGAUCAUUUUCAAUAUUGCAUUUAAAUACAACAAUACAUUUUGUACAAUGACUGAUAUUCAGAAUAAUCCUACUGGGAUUCCUUUAAAUAAAGUUGUAGAUAUACUUAAAAAUUUUGCAAAUCUAUCACUUGCAGAUUCCUGGGAUAAUGUAGGAUUGCUUAUUGAACCUACAGAAAUAAAAAUAAUUUCACAUAUUCUUUUAACAAAUGAUUUAACUGAAAAUGUAAUGCAAGAAGCUUUAAAUUUAAAAACAGAUAUGAUUAUUACUUAUCAUCCUUUGAUAUUUUCGCCUAUGAAAUCCAUAACAAGUUCCUCAUGGAAGGAGAAAAUCGUUGCAAAAUGUUUAGAACAUAAAAUAGCUGUCUAUUCUCCACAUACUACAUUCGAUUCGAUUAGAGGUGGUGUAAAUGAUUGGUUAGCUUCCACAUUUGAAAAUGUGCUCGAAAAUAGUAUACCCAUAAAAGUAAAUGUGAAUAAUAGUGAUUAUGGUUUCGGACGAUUAUGCACUUUAAAGAAUAAAAUUUCUAUCGAUGAAGCUGUCCAACGAGUGAAAAAACAUACUAAUUUGGAACAUAUUAGAUUAGCUCGCGCAUUUCAAACAGAUGGUUUAAUUAAAACUGUUGCCGUUUGUGCUGGAUCAGGAAUAUCUGUUUUAAAAAAUAUAUCCGCUGACUUGUAUCUUACAGGAGAAAUGUUGCACCAUGAUGUUCUUGAUGCAAUACAUAAAGGAACUAGUGUAAUUCUAACAAAUCAUUCUGAUUCUGAACGUGGUUUUCUGAAAAUAUUUGCAUCUAACUUAACUAAUAUGUUGAACAAAUCUGUAUUGGUACAUGUAUCUGAAAAUGAUAUUGAUCCUCUAAAAAUCGUAUAAAAUAUUAAAAAAAAAAAAUUGAGCUGAAAAAAA
This is a messenger RNA of Apis cerana (Asiatic honeybee), 955 nucleotides long. RefSeq names its product NIF3-like protein 1. Gene Ontology annotation, cellular component: mitochondrion; cytoplasm. The record is from RefSeq and is a predicted model, not a curated record. NCBI's taxonomy places the organism in Eukaryota, Metazoa, Arthropoda, Insecta, Hymenoptera, Apidae.